Messenger RNA from Dunckerocampus dactyliophorus (ringed pipefish), 10082 nucleotides. RefSeq names its product pleckstrin homology domain containing, family G (with RhoGef domain) member 4 (gene plekhg4). The coding region runs from base 207 to 6047 and encodes 1946 amino acids. Lineage: Eukaryota; Metazoa; Chordata; Actinopteri; Syngnathiformes; Syngnathidae. Gene Ontology annotation, molecular function: guanyl-nucleotide exchange factor activity. The record is from RefSeq and is a predicted model, not a curated record. The transcript has 22 exons.
CAGGAGAUUUACAGCAGAGUCAGACAUGACGGGACACACACAGGACAGGACACGCUGUUGUCUGAAUGGAACACACCAUUCCCGACCGGACAAUGCCACUCCUUAAUGGAAUACACGAUUAUUCCUGACUGGAAUACUGGACUCCAUGGUGGAAUACAUAAGUAAUAACUGGAGUACACAACAAGUCAGGACAUGCUACUUACACCAUGGACUCUGAAUCUUUGGACCACUGCAUCCAGACUGCUCUGGCCUCCCUCUUCCUGCCCUUCCAGGCCACAUCCCCGACCGUCCUCUGUCAGGUCCUCAGUGUGGUGGAGAGCUGUUACCGUGGCGACGGUUUCCGCUACCUGAUCCACUUCCUGCUCCCUGCCAAGCACUUCCUGCAAAGGCUUCAGCAAGACGCCUGUUCACAGUUCGGUGGCUUGUUGUUUCGUCACGAGGGCUGGCCUCUCUGCCUGCAUGAGAAGAUAGUGGUUCAGCUCAGUCCUCUGGACCGGCACCUCCUGCGCCCAGAAGACUUCUACUUGCUGCUUGUUCCUUCUGCUGCGCUCCCGUCUCCUCCAGCACACACCGCCUCCUCCCGCCCCCGCCUGCUGGCGUGCAGCGUGUCGGACGGCGGCCAUGAUGUGGAGCGACUGGAAGUGUCGGCGCUAGGCCUGCGGUCCGUCUUCAGCAUGGCCUGGCUGGACUCUGUCAACAGGGACAGGGAGCAGCGAGGGAUGUCCAGACUGGAGCGCUGCCUGCUGUCUGCUCACGGAGACGUCUUCAGGGUCCCCUGGGAGGACGUGGUCCAUCCACAGUUCAUCCACCGGACCCGGACAGCCCCUACCCAGUCUGGCGAGGAGUUCAACAACCAGUCACACGACCUCCCAGGACAUGGGGUCAAGCUACAAACGGACCAAUCAGCGGGCUGCGGUGAGGGGGAGGAGUCGGAGGGCGAGUACGUGGAACUGACAGAACUCGCGCCGCCUCGCUUCUCCCCGCAGAAAGGCUCCUUGACGCAGUCCAUCAGCCUGCAGCACCGAGCCGGACGGGGCACGCGAGCUGCCGACACAAACACGUGCACUCCUGCAAGCGAGCGCACGGGCACACACACGGCCGCAAGUGAGCACACACACGCUGAUGACGCACGCGUUGCUACAAGCGAUCACGCAAACACACAAGCUGCUAUGAGCGAUCACGCAAACACACACGCUGCUCCGUGUGAUCACACAGACGCUGUUGACACACACACUGCUACGAGCAAUCGCACUAACACACACACUGCAGACACAAUCAACCACACUGCUGCAAGCGAUCACACACACACUUCCUCCUUGCUGUGUGUUCAGGCCUGCAGUGGAGCCACCAUACUCCCCCAUGUGCCCCCCUCUAGCUGUCAGUCCCAGGAUCGGACACCAGGUGGCCAUCCAUACACGUACACUCCGUCAGGGAAGUGUGGCGAGGGCAGAGAGGUGGCGGGCAUAGAGGUGGCAGCUCAAGUGUUAGUUGAUGCUGGUGAAGAAGAGGGAGAAGAAAGUUUUGUGGCUGCUGAGGUGGAAGAGAAGGAGGUCCCAGAAAGAGAGGAGGAACAGGAGGGCGCUGUAGGUGAUGGAGAAGGAGCAGCGGUGUUGGCGAUAGAAGAGGAUGUUGAGCUCAUGGUAUUGCAGCAGAAUGAAGCAGGUGGACAUGAUGAAGAGGGAAACCAGGAGGUGAAAGGGGGAGGAGAACAAGAGGAGGCGCAGAGAGCGAGUGGACCAAUGUUCUCAACUGAAGAUGCUCUUUUGCGCGCAAGCGCGCACGAUGAACACAGGAUUGGACAAGCCAUGCACGCCGACGACUCUUGUUCUGAAAAGAUUACAGAACCUGUGCACCUUGUGGACUCUUAUUCUGAAAAGAUUACAGAGCAAAUAUACACUCAGACCUCUUGUUCUGAAAAGAUCACUGAACCCGCGCACACUGAAAACUCUUAUUCCGAAAAGCCGAUAGAGCACUCUUAUUGUGAAAGGCCUACCAAACACAUACGCAUGGGGGACUCUUAUUCUGAAGAGCUUCCAGCAGAAACCCACAACGAGGACUCUGAAAGCUGUGCUGAAGACACACAUGCUGCGGGCUCUUAUUCUGAAAACAGUUCUUCGACCAUCACGGAACCCACACAUGCUGAAGACUCUUAUUCUGAAAAGCUUUUGGCGCCCAUGCAGCCUGAGCGCUCUUAUUGUGAAGAUCUCGCAGAACAUGCACACAGCAAGGACUCUUAUUUGGAAGAUGCGUCGACAUCAGAGUCCAAGUUGAAUGCAUCGGCAGUGGUUUCCAUGGCGACACGAGCCUCUGGACCACGUGAGGAAUUUCCCCAGCGUAGAGAAGAGCCGGAGAAGGUGGAGGGAAGCUCCCACCAAGCUAAUGCAGCCUUUCUGUCUACUGAUCCCAGUCCAGCAGAACCACAAGAACCAUCAGACUUAAUGCUACCGGACCAGUCACCUGGCCUUAUAGCCCCAGUUCAGGUCAACCAGACCUCAGAAUCCUCCCAGUCCUUUCAGCCUCCCCACUCGUCUGACUCCUCCAGCCGGGUCGGGUUCUCCGCGUCUUCCCGUUCUUGCAGAUCCUUCCAGUCUGGCUUCAGCAGGCUGCUGUUGAAGUCAGGAGUUGUCUGUUUGACUGGAAGCAGAGGUCGCAGUGGACGCGGUUUGCUGACAGUGUGUGCCGGGAACGCGGUGUGGUCCAACCCGGAGUGUCACAGCGCUGAGCUGCUCCGCCUCCUGCUCUACUACACUUCCACCCUCAGCACCAGCGUGCGAGCUUCGGGUCUGAUUGUGCUGGUGGACGCCCGAAAGGCGGCGCCGGUCCCAGCCCUCUUCUCUGCCCUCAGGUCCUUGCAGGAGGACGUUCCAGGCUGCGUCCACACUGUCUUACUGUUGAUGAACAAGGACACAUCGCUGCAUGUGGACAAAGCUGCAGGUCCACAGGUGGAGGUGUUAAACUCCCUCAAGUCUCUUCAGAAGCAUGUGGACCUCCAUCAGCUUCCUGCACAGUUUGGAGGUUCCUUCUCCUUCAGUCACAGCAGCUGGCUGGCCUUCAGAUCGAGAGUGGAGCAGUUGACCAAUCAGUGUGAAGAUGUCAUCCGCCUGCUGCAGAGGAACAUCGACAUCAUGGAGUCCAUGGCUCUCCCUGCUGCUGCUGAGGAGGCCGAGCAGCUGUUGUCCACCUACAAGGACAUGAUGUGCGGCAUCCUCCAAGACAGACAACUGGUCCAGUUGCAGCAAGAGGGCGGGGCCUCACUGUCGCUGCUGCGCAGGGACGAGGGCGGCGUCGGCCUGACGGAGGACUACGUGGCGGCCGUGGACGCUGUGUCCUGUUUGUACGAGCAGGUGGACGAGCUGCUCCACCGCCUGGUGACCUUGUCCAACAGCAGGACUCAGGAACUGAACUUCAUUAUGGACUUCAGGAGUCUGGAGGAGGGCUUUGCUAAGGUGAGGUCGUGGUUGAAGGAGGUGGGCGAGGUGUGUCUCAGGAGUCUGAACCAACCUGAGGACUCGCUGGACGCUCUGAACCGGAAACAGCUGGAGUUUAAAGACUUCUACUCCUCCGCAUACGAUCACUGUAAACAAGGUCAGGAGUUACUGAGCCGUCUGGAGCGUUGGGGGCAUAUCUCGUCUGCAGACCUCCAUGUCUACAUGGUCAAAGCCCGCUCCUUCUGGGCAGAGCUUCAGGAUUUCUCCCAGCGGGUCAAUGCCACUGGCUGCAACAUCGAAAAGGCUGUCCGACUGUACCGCUUCCUGGACCAGGCAUACGGCUGGGCGAUAAAGGGGCGCCAUCGUCUGGCCGGUAUCACUGUGGACAAGAGCAUGCUGCCGGAGCACUGCCAGGCCGUGAUUGGCGCCUUGGAGGAAUACCAGCGCCAGCAUCCACCAAUCCCAGAGGCUCGCUUCCAGGAGAUGAAGGCAUUGGCGGGCGAGCUGCAGGACGAGCGAGGUGUCCGCCAGUGGGGCUUUGCGUGGUCCAAGUGUCAGGAGGCCAAGUCCAUGUUUGACAGGAAGAUGGCCGAUGCGCGAGCGGCUCUGGAGUCUACCCACAGGCGGCUCUCUGACUCUGUAGAAAACGUAAGUCCCACCUCCACAGAGACGGUGUCUAGUGAGGCCACCUCAUGCCCCCCCAAGAAGGAUUCGAGUCCCUCCUCGGCCCCCGUUAGUCCUCAGCAGACACCACUCCUUCAGCGCUUAUUUGGCAGCGAGGCGUCCUUCAGCAGGCCCCGCUUCAACUCCUCCGCUUGCCCCACCCCGUCCUUCUCCUACUCAAGCAGACGUCAGCUACUCAGGAAGACUCAAAGCUUCGACUGUCCCACCACCCCCGAGGCGUCCCGCUACUGCCCCUCCUCCCCACGCACGCUCAGCGAGCCAGCGCGCAGAGGAAACACGGGCGUCUUCAUACGCGGUUUGGAGGUCAGCAGCACCGAGGCGUCAGACCGCACCCUUUGUCCCAGGACCGCUGCUCCGGGCUGGGGGUCCCGCAACCCUGGGACACCAGGGAGCAUCAGAAACUCUGAACCCCAACCCGGGGGAAGAAGUGUUUGUCUCCGCAGUAAACUGCGUCACAUCGUGGAGGAGAUGGUGACCACCGAGCGCGAGUACGUGCGCUCUCUAUGUUACAUCAUCGAGCACUACUUCCCUGAGAUGGACCGGGCCGACCUGCCUCAGGACCUGAGGGGAAAACGCUCUGUGGUCUUCGGGAACCUGGAGAAGCUUCUGGACUUCCAUAGUCAGUUCUUCCUCAAAGAGCUGGAGGCCUGCUGGAAACAUCCGCUACGAGUGUCCCAGUGCUUCCUCAGACACCAGGAACAGUUCAGUCUGUAUGCUCUGUACAGUAAAAACAAGCCAAAGUCUGACGCCCUGCUAGCCAACCACGGACUCGUUUUCUUCAAGAGGAAACAGCUGGAGCUGGGAGACAAGAUGGACUUGUCCUCCUACUUGUUAAAGCCCAUCCAGCGAAUGAGUAAAUACGCUCUGCUGCUCACUGACCUCAUCAAGGAGGUGGGCGCGGCUCAGGAGGCGGAGCUUCACUCGCUGCAGUCUGCCACCGGCAUGGUCAAGUUCCAGCUCCGCCACGGCAACGACCUGCUCGCCAUGGACGCCAUCUGCAACUGUGACGUCAACCUGAAGGAGCAAGGACAGCUGAUCCGCCAGGAUGAGUUCACGGUGUGGAGCGGGAGGAGGAAAAGCCUGCGUCGCGUCUUCCUUUUUGAGGAGCUGCUCCUCCUGAGCAAGGCCAAGAAGAUGGAGGGCGGCCUGGACGUCUUCGUCUACAAACAGUCAUUCAAGACGGCAGACUUGGGCCUGACCGAGUCGGCGGGAGACAACGGGCUACGCUUUGAGAUCUGGUUCCGUAGGAGGACCACCAAGAACCAGACCUUGACCCUGCAGGCCGCCGCUGCCGAGGUCAAACACGCCUGGACCGGCGACAUCACACGAAUCCUGUGGACUCAGGCCACCAGGAACAAAGAGGUGCGUCUGAAGGAGAUGGUGUCCAUGGGGGUGGGCAACAAACCUUUUUUGGACAUCCAGCCCAGCGCCGCCGCCAUCAGCGACCGAGCCGUGCACUACAUCACCAAGACCCGUGGAGCCAGAACGCGAGCGUCAAUCGCCGUGUCCGUCUUCGACCACUCCAACCCUUUCAAGCGUGCAGGAGCGACCUCUGACCGUUCGUCGUCAUCCAGCCUGCUGGGCUCGCUCAACCUGCACGUCUUCAGGUACGAGCCACCGGGGGGCGAGCAAGUCAUUGCGUCCUCCUUCGGUCGCAGCGUGUCCUCAUCUGCGGCGGGCGACGCCGCCUUCGUCACGCCGUGCAUUGAGGAAGACGAGCAGGAGCACGAGACCGCCAGUCAGCCCUCCAUGACUACGGAAAGUUCCGGAUCGUCCUCUCGUUGUCUCUCAGGGUCCACCGGCUCCGACUCUGGCUGCGUGUCCUCCAACCUCCAGGAGGCACUGCACGAGGAGACGAGCUCCGCCUCUUGCUCCUCCCACAAACGCAUCGCACCAGGGUCGGCGCCCGUCAUCGGCCCAGCGACCAUGGUGUGACCUGCCCAUCGACAGUUGCCGUGGCGACCACCAGUUAGCUUAUCGUCUCCCUCUGGUGGUGAAACAUUAACAGAGCUGCUUUUCCCACACACUUAAGCGAGUCCCUGAACGCACCACCGUUGCCAGACUGUUCUUUGUCGUUUGGGUUCGUGUUUAGGUGGCGUCACCUGCGCAUGUGUGUUGUACAUAAGCGGCGUCUGCUGGCACUUUUCUUACUUGAAUUUAAAAGAAAAAAACAUCUUUGUUUGUUAGAAACUAACAGACUUCUCCAUGUUUGUCUUUUCUGACACACACACAGUCUCAUCAUCCACGUGGUUGAAGAAGAAAAGCCCUUUUAAUGGAGCAAAGCCGUGAUGACAUGGCCAGAGGAAACAAUAAAUAAGUUCAUUUGUGACCGUUACAAAACCACGAAGCUCCUCCUCGUUAGCAUCUUUCAGUCAGAAACAUCUUGGUCAUGUGACAGCUGUGCGCAUGUUUGCUGUGAACAUCUGAGGUUAGAGAAGCCCCGCCCCCCUCAGAGGAGGUGGAGAUAGCAGGCACGUUGUCGCCGUCGCCGCCUCAGUCCAGAUCCUGAACGCGACGACAGAUUUCAGCCGUGAACUCUGAACAUUUGCAAUUUCCUCCCAAGUCCUUGGUCAGCACCUGGGAGACAGACGAGCAAGCAGGUCUUGUCAGCAGGCUUCCUUUACGUCUUUGUAGGCUACGUCGCAGAAGAAGCCGACGAACGUUAACAUGCGGGCUAUGCAGGUGAUUGAUGUGAGUGCUGCAACUCGAGCAGGUCGCCCAGAGUGGAGCAUCUUCACACACAAGUUCUGACCUUCUUGUCUCGGAUGGUGUCGAAGCACGCCGUCUGUAUCUUGUGGCCGUGCUCGUGAAGGCCCAUGUGACGCAGCAUCAUGACGGCGCUGAGCAGCAAGGCAGUGGGGUUGGCGAGGUCCAGACCGGCGAUGUCGGGGGCUGUGCCGUGGACCUGCACAAACAACAAAGUAAAAAAAAACAAAAAAAACCCAACCAAGUCCGAGUUGGACAUGCUAACACACGCACUCACAGAUUCAAAGAUGGCCACGCCGUUGGCACCGAUAUUGCCGCUGGGUGUGACCCCGAGACCACCAAUGAGGCCGGCACACAGAUCACUGAAACACACCAAGGACAACGUUCGCAUGCACUGCCCUCUCCGGAGGCGAGCGUCCCGCCAAGAUGCGCACUGACCUGAGAAUGUCUCCGUACAAGUUGGGCAUCACCAGGACGUCAAACUGCGUCGGGUCCUGAACCAUCUGAAAGGCCGCCGCGAGACGUCAAGACAAGAAAACUCCUGACCCGAACAGGCAAUUGGGAACUCACGUUGAGGCACACGGUGUCCAGGUACAUCUCUGUGAACUUCACGUCUUUGUAGUUCUCCGCCACCUCGCGGCAUUUCCUCAGGAAGAGCCCGUCUGACAUCCGCCUACUCGGACGCGUCGCCCAAACGGGAAGUUACAUCGUGAACAAGCAGGAAGUGGGUCACGUGACAAACAGGAAGUCACUCACAUGAUGUUGGCCUUGUGGACGGCGGUGACGCUGCUUCUUUGGUUGUUUCUGGCGUAUUCAAAGGCGUACUCGGCGAUGCGUCUGCUGGCGUCUUCUGUGAUCAGUUUGAUGCUCUGAACGACACCGUCCACAAUCUGCAACGACACCAGAACCGUCCCUCAAGAGUCCACCUCCAUUGUACCCCGCCUGUUCCUUCAUCCAUGCAUCAAUUAAUCAAUCAAUCAAUCAAUCGAGAUGCCUGGCGACACCGACCACAUGUUCGAUGCCGCUGUACUCGCCCUCCGUGUUCUCACGGAUGGUGACCAGGUCGACGUUGGUGUACGCCGUCUUGUAGCCUUCGAUGGAGACGCACGGCCUGACGUUGGCAUAAAGGUCAAAAGUCUUCCUGAGCAGCAAGUUCAUGGAGGGGUGACCAGCAGCGAUGGGCGUCUUCAGAGGUCCUGCACAAGACGAGGUGUCACUCUUACUAGUUUUUAAGGACAGGGAAGGGAAAUCACCUUUCAGUCCAAUCUUGCUGCGGUCCAUCGACUCUUUGGCAUCUGGCGGGAUCAUCCACCGGCCACCGGGACCUUUGAUAGCCGUCACGUUCCUCUCCUCCCAGUGGAUUGGAGCCUGGGAGUCGAGGGUUGAAGGUUACCAGCAACCUUGACCUUCUCCUCAACUGAAUGCAACUUGCCAAAGUUUGCAGUCUUACUUUUGCUGCCUCAAAGAUCUUCAUCACGGCGCUGGAGAUCUCUGGUCCGAUGCCAUCGCCAGGUAUCAGCGUGACCGUAUGCAUCUGUGACACACACAACAUUUUUAAGGACUUCAGACAAUGUGGCCAGCUGCUAGGUUAUUCGCACAGCCAGGCUAGCUGUUGCUCUACCAUGUCCAAUGGCAGAGCUAAGCUAGCCUAAGAUGAGCUAAAUUAAGCUAAGCAGCUACCACAGAAGACACGAGAGCAGUGCCCUGAAAUACUCACUCCUCUGCAAGAGAAAGAUGAAAAUAUGGGUCGCUUGGUGGCGCUGACGACCACCUGGGACAACUGUAGAAGACAACAUGAAGGUCACAACAACAGUUGACAAGAUAGCCACACGCUAACUACCUCUGCUCUUUAAUGUAUACUGUCCCUUUAAGAAUACACAACAACAAUAACGCAUGAGUGCCAAUUUUAGGAUGUAAUAUAGAGUAGGAAAUGCUUAAAUAAAAAAAGAAAAAGAACACACUUAGAAAUUAUGUCAAUGUUUAACAUAUAUUGUAUAUCAAAUCAAGUUUGCCAAUGAAGACGUUUACAGUUACAACUACAAAAUGUAAUGAGCGUACAUCCAUAAACUGGACAACAUAGACACGCCGCUCUCGGACUUUGCUUGGAGUUAAUCUUUAAAACAUAAUAAUAAGGCCGAAUCAAACCGUUGAGAUUAAGUUACAAGGCAAACUCUUGAUUCGGAGAGUUUUUCUGCAAAUUGUUUGUGUGGUGUUCCGUCUACGGAGCUUUAACUUAAUACGGCACCCGCUAAACUUGAAAUUUUCUUAACAUCCACGAUUGUCAGCCUAAAGGGAUUGGGAGGCUAAAUAGGAUUCACAGGUCAAGAGGAGACGUUAAUGGAAAACAAAGCCAUGACAGUGGACUAGCGGUUAGCUACGUUAGCAAGAGUAGCUGAAGGACACACACACACACACACAUUCAUACAUACUGUACAUACAUACAGUAUACAGUUCAUCCACCCCCGGAAGCUAACCGGCUAACGUGCUAACAUCUGCUUGUCUUAAAAAGAAUAAGAACACAACAGCGAAGCUCGGUUAAAGUUUGUCUCCCCUCGCAGAUAUUGUUAUACUAAUUAACAUUCUUUGUCCCCAAUGACAAAUGUUUCCUGUCGUCUUUUUCUUACCAUUGACCUCCACGCGUUACCGGCCAUUCUGGAUAGGAGCCCAGCCAAAGAUUGUGGCAAAUGACGCGAAGAUGCUUCACCGGUUGUUCAGACGACUGACAAAACCACGAGGUGGACUUCUGGAACAGUAGUACUGGGUCUGGAACAGGCAGACUGAGUAUGGAUCACGAAUACCGAAUCUGGACCAGAAGGACUGAGUCUGGACCAGCAAGACAAGUCUAAUGCCUGCCGCCUCAGAGGACCGUGGAGAGCAUCUUCACUUUCAUUAUUCUUCAGUUACGACCGAUAUCGCCACCUGUUGUUUAGGCGUGUGUUCACCUGUCAAUGUCCUUUACUAAAAUAUUUUUAGUUGACGUCAGUUUUACAUCAGUACUGUAGUUAAUUCAACACAUAAUCCAGUAGUCAUAAAUUUAAAUGGAUUCAGAAAAUAUCAGCCCCUGAUAACAAUAUAGUAAGUAUAACACUUCUAAUUCGUAGUCACGUGGUUCCAUGAUGUAAUGGUUAGCACUCUGGACUCUGAAUCCAGCGAUCCGAGUUCAAAUCUCGGUGGAACCUUGCUUAUUAAUUUGUUUUCUGCCUCAUUAAAUAUAGGAACACUUUAGCAUUGACAAUACGACGAGUGUUUUUUCCCCAAAAACAU